Messenger RNA from Bombus impatiens (common eastern bumble bee), 1991 nucleotides. It is a transcript of the gene mib1, whose product is annotated as E3 ubiquitin-protein ligase MIB1. The record is from RefSeq and is a predicted model, not a curated record. Gene Ontology annotation, biological process: protein ubiquitination. Gene Ontology annotation, cellular component: cytoplasm. Bases 108 to 1991 code for a protein of 627 amino acids. The transcript has 10 exons. Gene Ontology annotation, molecular function: ubiquitin-protein transferase activity; zinc ion binding; protein binding. NCBI's taxonomy places the organism in Eukaryota, Metazoa, Arthropoda, Insecta, Hymenoptera, Apidae.
UGACAUUAGUUUAAUAUGGCGGUAUUUUUUAGUGUUAGUGCAUGGUAACAGUAUCGUGUUCUUUAAUAUUUUUGUGUUAUUAAUUGAAAUUUUGUUGCCAAUGAAUUAUGGAGGCUGGUGCGAGUACCGGUACUCGUACAACGCGAUUUAUGAUGGAGGGUGUCGGAGCCCGAGUCAUCCGUGGACCCGAAUGGAAGUGGGGUAAACAGGAUGGAGGAGAAGGUCAUGUAGGAACUGUUAGAAAUUUUGAAUCUCCAGAAGAAGUAGUUGUCGUUUGGGAUAAUGGUACAGCAGCUAAUUAUCGUUGUUCUGGUGCAUUUGAUCUUCGAAUUUUGGAUUCAGCUCCGACUGGCGUGAAACAUGAUGGAACAAUGUGUGAUACGUGCAGACAACAACCAAUUUUUGGAAUUCGUUGGAAAUGUGCAGAAUGUGGGAAUUAUGACCUUUGUUCUAUUUGUUAUCAUGGAGACAAGCAUCAUUUAAGACAUAGAUUUUAUCGUAUAGCAACACCUGGAAGUGAAAGAGUAUUAUUGGAGCCACGACGUAAAAGCAAAAAGAUUGCAAUUCGUGGUAUAUUUCCUGGUGCCAGAGUUGUAAGAGGUGUUGAUUGGCAGUGGGAAGAUCAAGAUGGUGGAAAUGGUCGAAGAGGUAAAGUUAAUGAAAUUCAAGAUUGGUCUGCAGCUAGUCCACGUUCAGCAGCCUAUGUUAUAUGGGAUAAUGGUGCCAAAAAUUUGUAUCGUGUUGGUUUUGAAGGAAUGGCGGAUUUAAAAGUUGUUAAUGAUGCUAAAGGCCAAACAGUUUACAGAUAUCAUUUACCACUAUUAGGUGAACAGGGUCCAGGUCGCACUGGCGCCCAUGGAUUACAAAUUGGAGAUCAGGUUAAUGUUGAUUUAGAAUUAGAAAUCGUACAAUCGUUACAACAUGGGCAUGGUGGUUGGACGGAUGGUAUGUUUGAGUGUCUUGGUACUACAGGGACUGUUGUUGGUAUUGAUGAAGAUCACGAUAUUGUUGUGUCCUACCCAAGUGGAAAUCGAUGGACCUUCAACCCUGCUGUAUUGACAAAAGUACAAAUACCAGUCCCCGUUACUAGUUCAAGUUCUGACAACCAAACAUUUGCGGUCGGUGAUUUGGUACAAAUAUGUAACGAUAUAGAAAAAAUACAACGACUUCAACGAGGUCAUGGUGAAUGGGCCGAAGCAAUGGCACCGACUAUGGGAAAGAUUGGUAGAGUUUUGCAAAUUUAUCACGAUGGGGAUUUAAAAGUAGAAGUUUGUAGUACAUCUUGGACAUAUAAUCCUCAAGCAGUUACCAAAGUUGCAAGUAGCGAUGGUAGUGUACCAGGAAAUAGCAGUGGGGAACGUCUAUCAGCAUUGCUAAAAAAAUUGUUUGAAACGCAUGUUUCGAGCGAUGUUAAUGAAGAGUUAGUAAAAACUGCUGCGAAUGGUGAUGCAGUUAAAUGCGAAGAAUGUUUAAAGAGACCUGAAGCUGAUGUGAAUGGCGUAUUUUCGGGUCAUACUGCUUUACAAGCAGCAAGUCAAAAUGGUCAUCUAGAAGUUAUUAAAAUUCUCCUCCGUUAUAAAGCAGAUGUUGAAAUUGAGGAUAAAGAUGGAGAUAGAGCUGUACAUCAUGCAGCAUUCGGAGAUGAACCGGGCGUAAUGGCAUUAUUAGCUGGUGCUGGAGCUGAUUUGAAUGCUAGAAAUAAAAGACGCCAAACUGCCCUCCACAUCGCGGUUAAUAAAGGACAUGCCGGUGUAGUGCGCACGUUAUUGGAGUUGGGAUGCCACCCAAGUUUACAGGACUCCGAAGGUGACACUCCCCUUCACGAUGCGAUCUCUAAGAAACGGGAUGACAUGUUGGCUCUGUUGUUGGACCAUGCCGCAGACAUCACCCUCACGAACAACAAUGGCUUCAACGCUCUGCACCACGCUGCUCUUCGUGGAAACCCAAGUUGUUCCUUUAUAUCUAAAUCGUUAACUAACAAUUCGAUGUGA